Messenger RNA from Musa acuminata AAA Group (dessert banana), 2568 nucleotides. RefSeq names its product BTB/POZ domain-containing protein At5g47800-like. The record is from RefSeq and is a predicted model, not a curated record. NCBI's taxonomy places the organism in Eukaryota, Viridiplantae, Streptophyta, Magnoliopsida, Zingiberales, Musaceae. The coding region runs from base 999 to 2348 and encodes 449 amino acids. The transcript has 7 exons.
UCCCCACAUCCCACCUACUCUCUCUCUCUCUCUCUCUCUCUCUCAAGUCCAUGACAUAUUGACAUCUCAACUCAAUUGAAAGGAAUCUAUGCAAGUUGUGGUUGUGACAAAAGAAAGGAAAUUUCUCCGCUGGCAGCACACCAAACAUAAAACCCAAAGCUAGUCUCUAUUCUUGAGAAUGAGCUCGUUGAGACACCAAACAUUAACCCCAAAUCCAGUCCAUCUCUCUCUCUCUCUCUCUCUCUCUCUCUCUCUCUCUAAAAUGUCCAUGAUAUGUUGACACUCUCACAGGUGUGGUUCUGACAAAAGGAAAGCUCUUCACUUCCAGAACUCUUAUGUAUUAUCAUCACCUAUUUCUCUGUUCUUUAGCGGAGCUAUUCGGACACACGACACACAGGUCCCAAGAGCUGCUUCUCUCUCUCCAGUGAGAAGCAUGCCAUGCGAAUCCAUUAUUGGUUUCCUAACACUGCAUUUCAUUAAUGGGUAUCAGAAACCAGAAAGGAGUGCAGAUAUAUAAGAUGUGAGAUCUGGCAAUCAAUUCUACCUCAACAGAACUACAUGUUAGAGUUUGAGGGAAGACGAAAUCGCUGAUCAAGAGGAGAAGAAGAUCUCAUGCAUGCCAUUGGUGGAAGGGAAGAACCACAGCAAGUAUGAAGUACAUGAAACUGGGAACAAAGCCAGACACAUUUUACACAGAAGAAGCUGUAAGGUGUAUAUGAAGGUCAGUGUUGUCAGAUGUACCAACAGACCUCAUUAUUCAUGUCAAUAACACUAAAUACCUCUUGCACAAGUUUCCGCUCCUACUAAAGUGCGGCCUCAUACAACGCCUCUGUUCCAACGCCGACAACGAAACUGGCCAGCCAAUUCCGAUAGCUCUUCACGAUAUCCCGGGAGGGGAAGAAGCUUUUGAACUCUGCGCCAAGUUCUGCUAUGGAAUCACCAUCAAUCUCAGUGCUCAUAACUUUGUGGCAGCAAUCUCUGCAGCCAAGUUCCUACGGAUGACCGAGUCGGUUGCCAAAGGAAACUUCAUCGCAAAGCUCGAUCUGUUCUUCGAGUCAUGCAUCCUCCUAGGGUGGAAGGACUCGAUCAUGACGCUCCAGUCCCUUUGGAGACACUCUGGGUGGUCGGAUGACCAUCGAAGAAUGCAGCCGUGCAUGAACUCGGUCAUUGAGAAGAUACUCAUCCACCCCUCGCAGGUCGCAUGGUCCUAUAGCUACACAAGGCCAGGCUACACGAAGAAGCAGCAACGCAGUGCAGCCCCCAAGGACUGGUGGACGGAGGAUGUAUCUGAGCUCGACCUCGAUAUCUUCCGGUCGAUCAUUUCCACCAUCCGAUCCACCAAGAAGUUCCCGCCAGCACUCAUCGGAGAAGCGCUCCAUGUCUACGCAUUCAAACACCUCCCGAGCCCACUGGAGUUCCAAGAACAAGCUCAGAGCUCCUCAGCUCGAACUGAUGACAUCCUAAACAAGCACCAACGGGUGCUCGAGGCCAUUGUUAGCAUGAUCCCGACUGAGCCAGGAUCAGUGUCAGCCAGUUUCUUGUUCCGGCUUCUCAAGAUUGCUUGUUAUGUCGGCGCCUCUACGUCUACCAAAGCUGAGCUUAUAAGACGAUCAGGUCGCCAACUGGAUGAAACCACUGCAAGUGAUCUGCUAAUUCCAUCAACUACCGAUCCCCGGUCUCAUGAUAUCAGCACGGUGGCGGCGGUCCUCGAGAGUUUCCUGUUGCAAUUUCGCCGACAUAUGCCUCGAGAAGAGACCGAGAGGAUGAUCAUGUCCAUGACCAAGGUGGGGAGGAUCUACGACGACUACCUGCAGAUCAUUGCAAGCGAUAGUACUUUACCAGUCUCAAAGUUCAUUGAACUAGCAGAGUCGUUGCCUGAAAUGGCACGGGAGGAGCACGAUGGGCUGUAUCAAGCUAUUGAUACUUACCUCAAGGAGCACGCAGAGUUGAGCAAGGCAGAGAGGAAGAGGCUCUGCAGGUUGAUCGACUGCCGGAAACUGUCACCUGAAGCACGAGCAAACGCUAUAGCCAACGACCAGCUGCCUUUGCGCACCAUAGUGCAGCUCCUGUUCAUUGAGCAAGAGAGAGUUGGCGGAGCUGGCGGUAGCAAAGGAGCUCCUGCAAUCUCAACCUUGAAUGAGUUUUCAGACGCCAUGGCAGCUCAGGAUGAGGCAAGAAGGUUUAGGCAUGGAUUGGAAGGAGGGCAUCGACGUGAAGAACCUGCUAUGGGUGCAAGAACAGACAACACAACGGUGGCACCAUCACCAUCUGAACCCAAGAUUGCAAAGGAUGAGAGGAAGAAGAAGGCUGAAGGACUCGGGGACAAGUGCGACAACAAAACCAAGUAAGGAGCACACCAAAUUGAAAAAGGAUAAAGAAUGUGAUUGGUAUGGCCGCGCCCCCAACAGCGCCACCCCAACGCCACCCUCCUCUCUCUCUCUCUCUCUCUGAGUUAUCAUUUAUUGAUAUUUGAAAUGGUGUUCAUGAUUUUUUUUUAACCUUUGGAUACAGAUCUCCGACAUCCUUCAUUGGUGGGUGUGAUUACUUUACUGGUUGAUUGAUGCUCCA